Molecule: messenger RNA, 4423 nt
Organism: Babesia bovis T2Bo
Lineage: Eukaryota; Apicomplexa; Aconoidasida; Piroplasmida; Babesiidae
Product: Ubiquitin carboxyl-terminal hydrolase family protein
Exons: 1
Coding region: 41-4381 (1446 amino acids)
Biological process (GO): protein deubiquitination
Cellular component (GO): nucleus; cytosol
Molecular function (GO): cysteine-type endopeptidase activity; protein binding; cysteine-type deubiquitinase activity
Source: RefSeq, a predicted model, not a curated record
UAUAUCACGGGAGACUAGCGCUCCGUAGACAAGUUGGACGAUGGAGCAGGCGGCGGACCACAUUAUUCCUGCCGGCUUACCGCCAUUAUCGGCUAAUGAGGUUGAGUUAUUGGUGCCUAAUUUUCGGCGUAAGAUAAUUACUCCGGUAUCGCAGUUACAGGCCAAUGGUGACCCUGAGAACAAGCUUCGUGAGUUGGCAAACUUGAACAUUUAUUCUGAUUGGAAGGAUCUUCCUAAUAUGAGAUUUCGUCUUAUGUUAUUCCCUGUUUGUCCUCACAGUGACAGCGGCAAUACUAUUUCCGACAUUCGGAUAUCUGCCUAUAUUGAGUGUGCUCCAAAGGACGACUGGCCUGAGAACUGGAUAUGUUACGGUACUCGUUUUUGCAUUUUUGUGAUUCACAUGAAUGACAUUCAAAUGUCACUUUAUAAGAAGGAUACUUUUAACUUUUCUUCUACUGAGUCUGACCGUGGUUGGCAGGGUUUCAUUACUCACCAGCAGAUUAUAGACGGUGGUUUUUUGAACAAGAAUGGCGAUUUACUUUUGCGUGGUGGUGUUUAUCCUAUGGGUGCUGAGGUGAAUCGUGCUUCUCGUGACCACACAUAUGACUGUCGUAAGGCUACAGGUUUCGUUGGUUUGCAGAAUCACGGCGCCACGUGUUAUAUGAAUGCUCUUUUACAGAGUUUAUAUAGCAUUACUAAAUUUAGGAAGACUGUAUAUCUUUUAAAUUUCCGACCUGAUGAGAUGAUAGGCCGCCGUUCAUACGAUAUCAUGAAGCGAUUAGACAGGUCUGCUGGCGGUGCCUCCCAUACAUCGUCUUACACAGACACAUACAAAAACAGCAAACGAAAGACGCAUGACACUAGCGGUUCGAUAAAUGACCAGGACACCGAUUUAGAGGUCGUUGAGGACCCAAUUCCCGAUAUGGACCUUGACGAGAACGAGUGUUGCGCUAUAUUGAUAGAGGAGGAAGAGGAGAAGAAGAAGGUUCCCAGUGUCAGUUUGGCGUUACAGAAUUUAUUUUACAAGUUGCGAUAUGCCCCUUAUGCUCCUCCUUGCAAGGAAUUGAUGCGUUCAUUUGGUUGGGAUUCCUCUGAUAUGUUUACUCAGCAGGACUCCCAUGAGUUAUUGAAGCUAUUGCUUGACAAGAUGGAGGAGCAGAUGAAGGGCACGCCUGUGGAAGGCUCUGUUAAGAACAUGUUUGAAGGGGAGAUGGAGACCUACAUUGAGUGCAUUGACAUACAGUACAAGUCAUGUCGUGUUGAGACUUUUGAGGACAUUCAACUUGAUAUUCAGGGUUGUUCUGACAUUUACGAAUCACUUCGUAAGUUGACUGAGGCUGAGAUUCUUGAUGGUGAGAACAUGUAUGAGGCUGAGGGUCAUGGUAAGCAGCGUGCUCGUAAAGGCAUUCGUUUUUUGAAAUUCCCACCCACUUGUGUAUUUUUGUUGAAGCGCUUUACUUUUGACUUACAGCGCAUGGACACUGUCAAGUUAAACGACCGUUUUGAGUUUUAUAAAGAGAUCGAUCUAUCUCCAUUUUGUUCUUCUGGUGGCAAGUAUGUUCUUCAGGCUGUAUCGGUUCACCACGGUUCUAUAAACAGUGGUCAUUACUAUGCCUUUGCUGCAUCUAGCAAUGGUGAAUGGUAUCGUUUUGACGACGAGACCGUUUGCAAGGUCAGUGAGUACGCAGUUAUUGGUGACAACUUUGGUGGUGAGGAGCCUGAUUGUUAUAACUACUGUGAAUCAGAGGACAACGCAUCCGUAAAAGCGUUUCGUCGUCCUAAGAACUACAACGCCUAUAUAUUAAUAUAUGUCCUCAAGGAUGCGGUUGAUGACAUUUUGGGUCCUUGUGAUCCUGUUAAGGAACACUACAGCAUGAUAACUCGCUGCUCUUUGGAGGAACGUCUGUAUAACUUACGUCACCGUGUGCGCGAACGUCUCAGUCAUUUUAUUAAAGUCAAGGUAUUUGAUAAAAGUGACUUUGUAGGCCUCAAGUUUUUAGAUCAGCCUUUUAUGGGUUGGUUGGGUGGCAAGACAAUUACCUUUGCUCGUUCCACAAGUCUUUCGGAUGCCUUGCAUCAGUUGAGCAUCGCUCUGGACAUUGGUAUCAGUGAUGGCAAGGGUCCUGACAACUAUUUCAUUAUGGGAUUGAACAAGGCUACCAAUCGUUUUGGCUGUUUAUCUGAAAUUCGUACUUCACACAAUGGCGGGAGUGAUACUUUGCACUGGUUGAUUUCCCUUAUACAUCGUGAUGCAUUCCAGGUAUAUGACCCUACUCUCUAUCUUCUUUACGUCCCAAGGCCUCCACGCCAAUCCGUGGUCACUCCACCUCAGAUUUUGGUUUUUGUGAAGUACUUUGACAUAUUUUCUGAUCACCCUGAUGGUGACGGUUUGAUUUGUGUGGAUGUAACUUAUGUUUCUACAAAUCGAUGCAUUUCUCAGAUAUCUGGCACUGUGCUACGUAAGGUCCUAGAUAUGAUGAAACAGAACCAGGUGACUCCAUACAAUGUAUCUGGUAUAUCACGUUGUAUUUCCAGGAUCGAUUCCCUGGACACCGUGGAGAGCUCUAUCUCCGAUAUGGACACGGCUGUGGAGAAAAUUAUGCACGAUGAAUCGCUACACUUGAACUGGUAUGUAGAGCUAUCAAGUCUUUACGAUGCAGUGGCACUGAACAAAACUCUGGGCGACCAGAAGCUUGCUCAUGGCAACCUAUUGGUUUGCAACUUCCGCCCUACUGAAUCCAUGCGCCGUGCUAUAGAGGAGGCCGACUCUAAGUUUACUCAAAAGGAGGACUUUGAGCCCACGGUUCCUAUUAUAAGCGACUAUGGCAAUGGUCCAUUUUCAUAUCAGUCAGGCGACUUGGGUGCUGGCGCACCCACAUCACUCCCUAACCUGGACCACACUAGCGUAAUGAGGGAAUUACAGUCCCGCUGGGCUAUGGUUGCUGAUAAGGAGGUGAUCAGAUACCAGAAGGUCAACAUUUUCCCGAUAUAUGACUUUCCCAGUUACAUCGAUUGGCGUUUGAAUGUUGUAAAUAUAACUUUCAAGCUCUAUAAUCCCUUGGAACAACUCGGUGCUUGGACUAACUGUUGCACAUCUCCUGUGAAAUCGGACAGUAACAUCUCGGAUAGCAAUGCUGCCUUUGACGAGUCUAAUACAGUGAUGGGUCCUAUAAGGACUAUGCAAUUUACCCUAGACCUUCGGGUUCCCUGUAAACACGCUUUAAGGUAUAUCUGUUGGUCCAUGGGAGUUGACCCCGCCCAUGUAUUAUUCUACUCCCAUCAUCCUUUGAAAUUAGAAUCAAUUUGGAUAUCUCCAGUGUCGCUUGACGACUUUUGCAAUCGUGAUGGAUCUCUUGGUUUUGUUCAGAAGCCUCUUUCGGACUUGUUUGUAGCCCUUGGCAAAUCAGUGCGUCACGAUCCGGAAUAUCCCGAUGCGGUGAUGCGUUCCGGCAGCAUUAAUAGCAAUGCAGCCGUUAGCGACCACAGUCUUGAAAGUGACCGUAAUCCGGAUUAUAAUACCGAGGUAAUUACUGAUUCAUAUGACCAUCCGUUGCCUACUGGUCAGAUAAUAACUCUUCCCAGUAACAACGACUCGUCUACUGACUGCGUCGACAGCGUUAGAACAUCUCGUUCCGCUGACGCUGGGUUAAGCAGUGCGGCGGUAACCGCGUUUAAUAACAAUGUCGUUAAGGAGAACAACGUCAUAUCCAUGGCCGUAUUUCCUCUGUGCUAUGCCGAGUUAUUGAAAAAGUGCACUAUCACAUCGCUAACCUUUGUUGUACAAGUAUUCAACACUCGGGUUGAAUCGGUUGGUGUUUGUAUGGGUCAUGUUCCCGUGGACAUUACAGUCCACGAUUUCUGCGAGGUGGUAGCUCGACAUAUGAAACUGGACACUUCUAUCCGUUGGCGCAUGAUUGAGACUAUUACUGACUCUUUUGCUGUAGUGGACCCUUCCAGUUUAUUGGGUGAGCUUCCUCAAUAUGUGAAUGCCAACAUAAGGAAUCUGUUGUCAGCUCCUCUUCGUAUUGAGCCAGACUGGUCUUUGGAGGAGCAGGAGCGCCUACAUAAGAGUCAGGUGGUACCUCUUACGGUACUGCAUCAAACUCCUGACCACGAGACUUUUGGUCACCCAUUCCAACUUCUUGUGGACCCCUAUUGGACUUUGGCUGAGAUUAAGUCUGCUAUUAAAGAGAAACUAUCUUUACCUAAGCGUGAAUGGGACCGUUGGUCCUUUUUUCAGCAGAUGGAUGGUUACAACCGUUCGUGGAAGGCCAAUGACGACCGGUUGGAUUGGGAAAAGAGUGAUGACAUAAAGCUACUGGCUGAGCACCCUAAGCCUUUUGACAAGUCGCGCAGUUUUUGUGCGAUGCGCAUCGGUUAAUGCAUCAUUUUAACCCUAUGUUAAAAUUCUCUAGUAUAUAUA